AUGCCAGCAGACGCGCAAGUACACGAACUGCCUUUUACUGACUUUGUGCUUGUUCAUCUCGAUAUAUAUGACAAUGCUUACCUAAAAGUUUCGCAGUCAAUCGCAAAUGGAUGGCAACCGAUACUAUCCGCCAACGUGAUUGACGCGUUCCUAAGAGCUGUGGCUAUGUCAAGAGAAGUCUGCUUCACAAACUCCGAAGUACCAUCUAAUCAGGUAAUGCCACAGACAGCCCAGGUAGCCGGCGUUGGGACACAAUUAGGAAUUGCGGAGUAUAUACAAACCCAUGUUCCAGCAGCAACUCCCCUUCAGCAGAUUGCAUGGCCUCCAUGCAAACAGCCUUCGGCCGACUUGCAUACGGUACCUUCCAAUGGCCAAGGUCAAUUAGCCUUAUACUAUACACAGGCCUUCGAUAGUCUGCAUCAGGCAAAUUGCCGAAUCCUUGCAAAAGCCUAUAUCAAGCUUAUCGAGCCCGGCAAGCAGCUAAACUAUCCAUACAAUGGACGAAAGAUGGUUGCAGGAUCUCGAAGGCAAUUUCAUCCCCAGACAACUACACCACCAUGGUGGCCUUCCGGAGUAACCCAUCGGGAGCCAGAUCAUCUCCCUAAAAACGCAUUCGCCUCCUGGUUCACAUCCUCUGCAACUUGUUCGUCAGUCACGGAAUCACGGUCGCAAGACUCCGAGAAGCCGAUCAGCCGGUUCGCUCUCAGAUUUUCCCACCAGAGCGAUUACAGCUCCUUGAUGAGCUAUAUCAAAUUAGGCAACGUGAAGAAGAUUGGUUGA
Messenger RNA from Penicillium canariense, 780 nucleotides. RefSeq lists its product as uncharacterized. The coding region runs from base 1 to 780 and encodes 259 amino acids. NCBI's taxonomy places the organism in Eukaryota, Fungi, Ascomycota, Eurotiomycetes, Eurotiales, Aspergillaceae. The record is from RefSeq and is a predicted model, not a curated record. The transcript is spliced from 3 exons.